UAGGCGGUAUAAUCCGGUUUUAUUCCGGUAUUUUUCCGGUAUGGUACCCUAAUUUUGCCGGUACGGUUUUGUAGCAAAAAAAUAAUUUUUUAAUUCCAAAAACGGUAUUUACCGGUAUGAAACGGUUGAACCAUGGUUGUACCACGAUUUACCAUGCCAAAGACGAUUCCGGUUUGAUGUCCGAUCCGAACAAAUCCUCCGGCGGAAAGGCUCUGAUAACAAUUCUCGUACAACCCUCCAGAUUACUCCGGCAAAUGAGGAUUCUGCAGAUUGGGUUCUUGGUCGCUUUGGCAUCUGGACUUUCUGCUAUUCUCAUCUACAUUAACGGCGUCACCAAUUUCGUUGGGAUCCAGAGACUGUCUAGUGAAGAAGUGGAAGCGUUGCAAUCUCUGCAAGCAAGUUUCAAGAAGUGCGUGUCAACUUCUUUUGUGGCGACUUGUUAUAUGAUGCAGAGUGCUAAUGGACUAGGUCUUCAAGCUUUCUCCGGGAAUGAUUACUGCAUGGUCACCAUUAAUUUCCCAAGCAACACUGACUCUAAAUGGAAGGACCCUAAAACUGGAGCACCCGAAGGUUUGUCCUUUGAGUUCGAUCUAUGUGAAGCAGUGGCAACUUGGGAGCAGGUUAGGAACAGUACUACCAUACUUACAAAGGAUUUCAUAGAUGCUCUCCCAAAUGGAUGGGAGGACUAUGCAUGGCGCCGGAUCAAUAAAGGAAUUCAGCUCAAUCGAUGUCAGAAUAAGACUUUAUGUAUGGAGAAGCUCAGAUUGGUGUUACCUGAAACACCGCCGUAUGUUCCCAAAGAGUUUGGCCGUUGUGCUGUUAUUGGUAAUUCAGGAGAUCUUUUGAAAACAAGGUUUGGGAAAGAAAUUGAUGGUUACGAUGUUGUCAUCAGAGAAAAUGGUGCUCCGAUUCAGAACUAUACUGAAUAUGUGGGUAGGAAAAGUACCUUCCGCCUACUUAACAGGGGAUCCGCUAAGGCUCUUGAUAAAGUUGCGGAGUUGGAUGAGUCAAGGAAGGAAGUCUUGAUCGUCAAGACAACAAUACAUGACAUUAUGAACCAGAUGAUUAAGGAAGUUCCAAUAAGAAAUGCUGUCUACCUUAUGUUAGGUGCAUCUUUUGGAUCAGCAGCAAAAGGAACUGGGCUGAAAGCCCUUGAAUUUGCUCUAUCUAUGUGUGAGUCGGUGGACAUGUAUGGAUUUACUGUCGACCCAGGAUACAAAGAAUGGACUAGAUAUUUCUCAGAAUCUCGGAAGGGCCACACUCCUCUCCAUGGGAGGGCUUACUACCAAAUGAUGGAGUGUCUUGGUCUUAUCAAGAUUCAUUCUCCCAUGCGAGCUGAUCCCAACCGUGUCCUGAAAUGGGUUCCAAGCCAGAGUACUAUUAUUGCGGCUAGAACUGCAUCAGAGAAACUACUGAGGAGGGUUGGAGCAGGCUCUAUAGACCCGCUGAGAGCAUGUGAAAUAAAGAAACAGGUUAGGAGGCGGCCAUCAGCUGUUCCUAGUCCGAGAAAAGCUGCUAUUGAUCAUCAGAAGUUCGUAAAAGGCACAACAUUGUACCCUUUGGAGCACAAUCCUGGACAUGGUAUGCUAUGUACAGUCCCUAUGGGCUGAAAUUUCAAAACGCAUACCAGGCAUCUUUGCAAGGAACCAGCUCCCUGAAGUUGCCAAGUUAUUCUUUGAUUAAUUCACGAUGUUAUGAAUGUCAAGCGCAGAAGCAAACUCAUUUGAUCUUACGGUUUUCUAAUUGCUGGAGAGAUUGAAAUAGGCGGAUGUAGGUAGGUGGAGAUUAAAUCAAUGUAGUAGUAUCGACCAUAGAACCUUGCCAGGUGCAGACGUGAACGCAAAUAGGCCUUUUUAUGUGCAGGAGGCAGCUAAAACACGACCUUCGUCAUCGUUUGUAUUCAUCUCUACUUCAGUUUCUGUACAAGUGAAAGACCCUUUUAAUAGCGUUAACCCUCCGUUGCUCAGCUU
Linum tenue is the source of this 1970-nucleotide messenger RNA. NCBI's taxonomy places the organism in Eukaryota, Viridiplantae, Streptophyta, Magnoliopsida, Malpighiales, Linaceae. The record is from the annotation of a GenBank genome assembly.